Messenger RNA from Pieris macdunnoughi, 3793 nucleotides. Lineage: Eukaryota; Metazoa; Arthropoda; Insecta; Lepidoptera; Pieridae. The record is from the annotation of a GenBank genome assembly.
UCAUAGCCUCGCUGGUGGUCGCAGUACUUCGCAAUCCCCAUCACCACCUCAUACAGAUCUUCAGCAGCCAGGAAUUAUCACUAUACUGGAUAUUGAGGGUAACGAGGAUGAAGAUAGCCAAGAUUGCGAAGACCCAUGCGACCCAAUCGUAGCUCACUUCAUAGCACACUCAGAAGCAAUAAUAGCCCUCAAGUUUGAUCCAAGUGGCAUGUUAUUAGUGACUGCUGAUAAGCGAGGACACGAUUUUCACGUCUUCAGAAUCAACCCCCAUCCGUGUGGACCUACGUUGGCUUCUGUACACCAUCUCUAUGUAUUGCAUAGAGGUGAUACUACGGCAAAAGUUCAGGAUAUAGCAAUAUCGGGUGAUUCCCGUUGGACGGCGAUCUCAACCCUCCGCGGUACAACUCACGUGUUUGCACUGAGUCCGUACGGCGGUGCGUGCGCAGUACGUACACAUUCGCAGCCGAGGGUCGUUAAUAGAUUGUCUCGAUUCCAUAGAUCUGCUGGUCUGCCUAUACACGCCUCACAUGCUGUGAUGGAGGGUUCAGCACUUGGUUCGUGGUAUCCCAACCCGCGACUGCCGCCAUACCCUCAUCCUACAACGUCACCACCACUGGCCCAGUUGAGACCCACUCACAAUCUACCCACACAUACCAUCACACGCAACAGCUCUGGCCGCCAGCGUCUAUCAUCGCUUUCCGAAGAGAGCGGCGCUCCACCCCUUCUCGGCCGUGCCUGGUUCGGUACAACAGUACCGUCAGCUAGCGGUCGCGGAUGUGCAGUGCCUCUUUACCUGAUGGCUGCCAAUGGGUCGCUGUUGCAUCUCCUACUGCAUCCAAGGCCAGCUAGAUCUGUUCCGAAAGAGAAGAUCUGUGACGAGUCACCAAUAGAGCUAGAGGUAGAACCGGUGGCUCAAUGGAUGCUGCAGCGUCCCGCGGCUGCUGCUGAUCUUUUGGCACCUCUCCCUCCUUCCAACCCACUUCUACAACCUCUCAGUUGCCGGCGAUGUGCAGAUAUGUGUAUGAGUGAAGAGGAGCGUUGGCUGUCCCAAGUGGAAAUCGUGACUCACGCUGGACCACAUCGGAGGCUCUGGAUGGGACCGCAGUUUGUAUUCAAGACCUACAAUUGCGGAUCAAACUCAUCCCUAUCGGAAGCUGAAGCCGUUGAAGUUGACACCAGCGCUUGCGUAGGGGCUGCUCGUUCGAACCCCGUAAACAUGCCCGGCGUCAGACCCAUUGUGCCGGUACUCAUCGAAUCCGGUUCAGCCAGUUCGUUAGAGCAUUCACCAUCUGACAGUUUUCGUCGCAAAUCGCUGUUAGCCGACGGAGGUAGGACCGCUGUAUGUGAUGUGCAGCUCAAAGAAGAUCUCGCUGAGGCCAUGAAGGAAGACCAUGGGCUGGCGCGCGUGGAGAGCGGCCGGGAGCGGGAAGUGAGGCGCAGCCCUGGAGUCGUGCGCGCAGUGGACCCGCUCGGGACCGUGGUGGCGCCACCCGCGGCCGCUACGCCCGAGCCCAUUGACCCCGACGACUACACGAGAGCCAACGACGACGAGGCCACCUUCCGCCCGGUGGUGCGGGCUCCGGCCGCUCCGCUGCCCAGCAUGCUCGUCAAGCCCCUGCCUAUCACCACCACGAUCCCCGUGGAGACCGUAUCUCCUCAGGGCGACUCUCCUAACGAAGAACCCAUCCCGCUGAAAACUGACGUGGUCAUCCCGGCCCAACUCACCUCCGUGCCACCUUGGCAACCACGAGAACGUGAAGUCAGCUCAUCCAGCGUCCUCAUAGAAUCCACCGGUGAUACCAGCACUCGUAGAGAUAAUGAAUUUCAUGAUAUAAAGUUGGAUGAUAAACCUACUCAAAAAGAUCUCGAUAGUGUAAAUGUGAGAAAGGAUGAUAGUAUGUGUGAAAGGAAUUCGACUCGACUCGAAUUGGAAAGUGAAGAUGUAAACACAUCACUGCCAAAAUUAAAUCGAUUGUCGGAUGAUAUUCAGCCGACUUCUCGACCUAGAGUUAAGAAAUCUCCCACCUCCAAGUUAUUUAGUGAUAGAGUAACUAGCGAUAGUGGUAAAGAUAAACGACUACCUGAUAGUAAAUUAUUGCUCAGCGUUGAAAGCGGAACUUUAGAACCUACAUAUAAAGAGAAAUUAUCACAGGAAGCACUAAAUUUUAAGACUAAUAUUACUACGGAAAAGUCCCUAAAUAAAGAGAAAACACCAGAACCUGUGAAAGCAGUACGUAGUUAUAGUAAAUCUAAAUCUGAAGUUAAGGAAACCAAAAGUAAAGGAACUACAGAAAAAAGGUAUGAUGAACUAAAACCUUCUACGGCAACUAUGCCUGAUAAAGAAAAUAGUACUAAAAAGAAAUCGUCGGUAAAAGAAAAAGAAAUGAAAAUAUCUAAAGAUGUUGAUACUGAAAUAAAAACUGAAGAACAAGCGUGGGAUAUGCUAGUGAACGAAUCAAAUAAAACAAAAUUAGAGUCUUCAGAUACUACGGUAGAAAAGUUAGAUGAUUUUAAGGUUAAAAAUAAAAAGGGCCGGAAACCAAAGAAGAUGCCAGAAGAACAACAGUCUAGUAAAGAAGAUGAUGACAGUUUUGUGGAAAUACACGCCAUUGAAGACAAACAAGAACCAUCAAGUGGUGAACUAGUAUCAAUAUCAACAACAUUCGAAGAUUUUGAUUUAUCUAAAACUAGAAAACGAGCAUCGAAAAGUUUUACGCCUGAACGAAAAUCAACCAACACAGACGAAGUUAUGAAACUAUCUGAUAACGUUACCGUAAAAUCCAAAGCAAAACCGUGUAAAAGCGACAAACCCGAAAGCUUUUCAGAUUUUGAAACGCAUUUUAAAACGGCAUCCAAUUUCGUUAAACAAAGUUCUAAAGACACUGUAUACUUCAAUUCUAUCAUCGAGCCCGAUUUAACAACACUGGCAGUAAAAGAAAUAUCUAAAUAUCCCAAAAGUAAAUCGCCAUCUCCUAACCGUGAUAGACGGAUAUCCGUUGAAAAACAAGAAGUUGAAAAGGAAGUAUACGUGAUCGAUACUGUCACGGAUGAUUUUCCAGAAAUUCAAAUAACACAAGUAAAUAAAAUGCGUAAAAAAUCUCCACAACCGAUUGAUAAAAAUAAUCAAGACGUAGAAAAGCCCUGUAAAUCAUGGAGUUCGAUAGCUGCUAAAAAAGUGGAUGACAAGAAGUAUAAACCAGAUGUAAAUAUAAAUGACGAUAAUAUCAAACCAAGUACUUCCUUGCAACAAAAAUUAGCCGAAUUAUGCAAAAGAACAGAUAUUAUGGUUGCUGAAUGUGAUGCGCCAUCAGAGCUUAACUUUGUAGACGAACACCAUGCGGUUUUACCGGAUUUUCCACCAUUGGAGUCUCUAGAUUUUGGUUUGGAUGACUUUAAAUUAGACGUUAUGAAGGAUAGCCUUCUCGAUGUCACGGAUAAAAUAACGAGUCCCAUUUGUAAAAUUAACAUUGACGAUAUACUGACAUCCAUAAAUGAUACUAAGAAAUCUGAAGAGUCCACUUCGUUCAAUUUGAUCGAUGUCGAGAAGGUCCCGGCGAGAAAGGAAAAAGGUUUCAGCGUCCUUGAAACUGAAAAAAUAACUUCCCAAGAGGUGCAAGCUGACGAUGAAGUCAAAGAGAAAUACAAUGAUUUAGAAAAAUCGUCAGACGAAGAUGCGGCUUCUCCAGUUCUGUCAGCGGAUAGUGAUAAAGAGGAGAAAAAUGUUGCUUCGAAUGUAACACUCCCAUCUCCAAAGCAAACAAAAUCGAAAAAAUCGCGUAGAAAGAAGAAGUAA